AUGAGUAUUAUGAAUUGGGGCAAUCCAUAUGAUUGGACAGCUGUAGAAUGGUAAAGUGCCACAUGGGGAGAAAGAUUCAUGUAUAUCGAUCCUUACUUUUGGAGUUAUUUUGGAGUGGCUUUGGCAUUAGCCACAUCGAUUAUAGGGGCAUCAUGGGGUAUAUUUGUGACAGGUGUAUCUUUGUUGGGUUCGACAGUGAAGGCACCACGAAUUAGAUCAAAGAAUCUAAUUUCAGUCAUUUUUUGUGAGGCUGUGGCUAUCUAUGGUGUGAUUAUGGCAAUUAUCAUGAUUGGUAAAGUGCAAACCAUUGAGUCAUACCCUCAGGAUUAGAUGGCAUAAUGCUAUACGACAGCUUUGUUCGGUGGUUAUUCCCUGUUUUGGACUGGUGUAUCUGUUGGAUUGUCGAAUCUGAUCUGUGGUAUUGCAGUGGGUGUGACAGGAUCUGGGUGUGCCAUUGCUGAUGCUUAGACUCCAGAAACCUUUGUGAAAAUUUUGGUGGUUGAAAUCUUCGGUUCAGCACUUGGUUUGUUUGGUGUGAUUGUAGGUAUUAUCCAAUGUUCAGGAGCCUCCUUCCUAAAGGAUUGUCUUUGAACUUACACAUUAAAACAUAUAUAUGAUAUUUAUAAUUGCUUAAAUUUCUGACUUCA
This is a messenger RNA of Paramecium tetraurelia, 647 nucleotides long. RefSeq lists its product as uncharacterized. The record is from RefSeq and is a predicted model, not a curated record. NCBI's taxonomy places the organism in Eukaryota, Ciliophora, Oligohymenophorea, Peniculida, Parameciidae. The transcript has 3 exons. Gene Ontology annotation, cellular component: proton-transporting V-type ATPase, V0 domain. Gene Ontology annotation, molecular function: proton-transporting ATPase activity, rotational mechanism. Gene Ontology annotation, biological process: proton transmembrane transport.